CCGCACCGAGCCAGCAGCAAAAAGCUGACAAACCUCAAGAAAUUUACACAUAUAUAUAUCCAAUAAAGAUAUCUCACAGUUUAAUAACCACUGACAGGUCAGAAUAAUGACGGCUCUGAGCAGCUGGGAGCUGUGCGUCAAAUACGCCCUGUUCAUCUUUAACUUCAUCUGCUGGCUGGCAGGCAGUGGUGUGCUGGCUGUGGGACUAUGGCUGCGAUUUGACUCUAGGACAUCCGGACUGAUGGAUGUACAGGACUCGCCCUCAGUCUUCGUCACUGGUGUGUACAUCCUGAUCGCGGCGGGGGCUCUGAUGAUGAUCGUGGGUUUCCUGGGGUGCUGCGGAGCCAUCAAAGAGUCACCAUGCAUGCUGGGACUGUUCUUCGUCUGCUUGCUCCUCAUCUUCGCUGUGGAAGUGGCAGCUGGGAUCUGGGGCUUUGCGAACAGGGACCGGGUGGUGGAGGAAUUCACAGAGUUCUAUAAACAGACCUUCAGCAACUACAAGUCCACUGGACAGGAAGCACUGAAGGAGGCCCUUCGCAUCAUCCACUUCGGCCUGAACUGCUGUGGUCCAACAGGCACUGAGGGUACCAGAGAUAUGUGUCCCAAGAAGGAGGGAAUGGAUAUCCUCGUCACCACGAGUUGCCCAUCUGCCAUCGACGAGAUGUUCAACAACAGACAGCACAUCAUCGGCGGGGUGGGCAUCGGUGUCGGGGUCAUCACGAUCUUCGGGAUGAUCUUCAGCAUGAUUCUCUGCUGUGCCAUUAAGAGGUCCAGGGACUUUGUCUAACUUGCCACAAAAACACACUCAACCUGUGCAUCUUUAAUUCACACGUCCUCAUUUUUACACCUGCUGCUAACAGAUAGGUUUUCCCUUAGUUUACUGCUUGGAUCCAUACAGGAUGGCCCAUAGACCUGUGACAGUAUGGAGCCUGUGCAGUAAUGCUUCUGAAGUCUUUCAAUCUCUAGGGUGUGUUAGGAGGGUACAUCUGAAACAGGGUAAAUUCAACAAAUGGUGGUUGGUCAUCUGGUGCCCAGUGGGACAAGUUUAAAUCUCAGAACAAGUUGAUCAUGGGCAGGAAAACAUUUGUGCCUCUGCUGCCCUCUGGAGGAACAGCCGUCCUGUUUUCCUCUUUAGUUGAGUUUGUUUGCCUGUGCUGAGUUGUGAUCUAACAGGCUGUGUGCCGCUAACUGAAUUUUACUGUGCGACUCAUUUUAUUUUGAUUAUGAAGGUUAGAAGCUUUGAGUUUUAUAAAAGCAGAACUGUGUAGUUUUAUGCACAUUUUGAAAGCAGAUAAUGUACCUUUAAGAUGCCAAAUAAACAAACUGAUUUGUGUGAAA
This is a messenger RNA of Monopterus albus (swamp eel), 1338 nucleotides long. RefSeq names its product CD9 antigen-like. The transcript is spliced from 8 exons. Bases 107 to 787 code for a protein of 226 amino acids. Gene Ontology annotation, cellular component: plasma membrane. NCBI's taxonomy places the organism in Eukaryota, Metazoa, Chordata, Actinopteri, Synbranchiformes, Synbranchidae. The record is from RefSeq and is a predicted model, not a curated record.